UCAUUGGAAGCCUCCUAACCAAAGAGGAAGAGGGGGGUUUUAGUGAAUGCUCUUCCCACUGUAACCAGGGCUGAAUCCUAAACAGAUUUCGAAAACAGAAAGACCAUUUUCUAAUUGGGAUUCUAAGUGCGGCUGAACGUUUGCUGGCAGAAUUUUUUACGGACCAGUAAGUUGAACAAAAUCAGAUCUGACAAGACCUUUGCAUCUUGGAAAGAACCGUAAUAUACAGAGAAGUACAGAGACGCUCAAUCACCAAUACUGUUGCUGUAAAAAGAAAAAAGGGGGGGUGAGCAGAGAGAGAGAGAGAGAGAGAGGGAGCGAGAGAAGAAGAGAGAAAAGUGCUUGUAAAGGAAAACAUUUUUGGUUGAUGGGAUGAAGCCAGCCAUGGAAACUGCAGCGGACGAAAAUCCUGAGCAAAGCCAAGAGAAAAAAGGGUGUUUUGAAUGCUGCAUUAAGUGCCUGGGGGGAGUUCCUUAUGCCUCGCUGGUUGCCACCAUUCUGUGCUUCUCCGGUGUUGCACUCUUCUGUGGUUGUGGCCAUGUGGCAUUAACAGGGACAGUGUCCAUUCUGGAAAACCACUUCUCAAAGACCGUCAGCGACCAUGCUUUCCUAACUGAAGUAGUACAGCUCAUGCAGUACAUCAUUUACGGAAUAGCAUCAUUUUUCUUCUUGUAUGGAAUCAUUCUUUUGGCAGAGGGUUUCUACACCACCAGUGCUGUAAAAGAACUUCACAGUGAAUUCAAAACUACAGCCUGUGGACGAUGCAUCAGUGGAAUGUUUGUGUUCUUGACCUAUGUGCUCGGAGUUGCCUGGCUGGGUGUGUUUGGCUUCUCGGCUGUACCUGUCUUCUUGUUCUACAACAUGUGGUCGACCUGCCAAGUCCUCAACUCUCCAAUGGCAAACAUGACCUCUUCCAUUGAAUCUAUCUGUGUGGAUGUCAGGCAGUACGGAAUCAUUCCUUGGAACGCAGCUCCUGGAAAGGCCUGCGGCGCAGUGUUAGGAGAAAUCUGCAAUACAAGCGAGUUCUAUCUGUCAUACCAUCUGUACAUCGUGGCCUGUGCUGGAGCUGGUGCCACUGUUAUUGCAUUGCUGAUCUACAUGAUGGCUACCACAUAUAACUAUGCUGUUUUGAAGUUUAAGAGUCGAGAAGACUGCUGCACUAAAUUUUAAGUUGUAUUAAGAACACAGUGCAGAGUUUAUGAAGCUGCAAAGAAUAGACUGAGCAACCACUGACAUCAUGGACUAAAACAGAACAUAGACAAAUGUAUUUUACAUAAUGUGUAAAUAGCAAAGUGCACACAACAUUUAGCAUUUAUUUACAGGGACUGGCACAGUUUGAGAUUAUCAAUAGAAAGGUAUGGCAUCUGGCUGUCUUCAUCAGAUACUCCAAUAUCUUUUUGGUGUUGAUUGUAACAGAUUACCGCACCACUUUUCCUUGAUUUUUAUCUCCUCAAUUUACUGAUAACUACUUACUUAAAUAUUUAAAUAGUAGUUGCAACUGUUAAUAGGAAUGUUCAUGUUUUGUCCAUUUUUUUUUCAUACCUGCCAUUAAAUAUGUUUAAAUGUGCCACUAUUUUUUUGUUAACCUAAGACUGCAUGCUUUUAUUUUUCACUUUCUAAAUAUAUCUUUGUUAAUUAAGUAUUUAAUUUUUUUCUU
Molecule: messenger RNA, 1657 nt
Organism: Polyodon spathula (Mississippi paddlefish)
Lineage: Eukaryota; Metazoa; Chordata; Actinopteri; Acipenseriformes; Polyodontidae
Product: neuronal membrane glycoprotein M6-b-like
Exons: 7
Coding region: 373-1170 (265 amino acids)
Biological process (GO): central nervous system myelination; axon development
Cellular component (GO): plasma membrane; myelin sheath
Molecular function (GO): structural constituent of myelin sheath
Source: RefSeq, a predicted model, not a curated record